CCACAAUUACUCGGGUCUUGCUGCAUGGUCUUCAUUCUAAUCAUGCCUUAUAAAAUAAACGUAUAUCCUCAAGUAUCUAUACGAGUGAAGUCUUCUUUUGUAAGUUCUGCUUGACUGCGGGCCUCAUUUCAGACGCAGUACCACGCACCACUUUUAGCAUGGCAGCUGUACGGUCAACACCCACACCAUCGGGUUGUACCAAACAAGUAGCAGUCAUCGGCGCAGGAAUCAGCGGUAUCACAUCAGCUGGCCAUCUUCUCCGUCAUGGCUUGAAAGUGGUGCUUUUUGAACGCUCCAGCAUCGCCGGCGGAGUAUGGCAUUACGAUCCCAGGAGCGCUCUCGAGCCUCCCUAUCCGAACGAGAAACCGCCAACACCGGAUGGGUAUGGCAGUGGCGUUAAUGGAACAAAGUACCAAUCUCUCGAAGCAAACGACAAUUUCGAGACCACAUCACUGGCCCACGCCCCUCCGUCCCCUUGCUACAAAGGUCUGCGCAACAACGUUCCCACUUCCCUCAUGCGAAGCACCCUCAUGUCCUGGUCACCGGGAACAGAGGAAUUCGUCAGUCAAGAUCUCAUCGAGAAGUACAUCCAGGACCUAGCCCUCCAUACCGGCGUCCAGGAGCACAUCCUCUACGACAUGAGCGUUGAGUCCGUGGCCAAGUCCACCAAUUCGAGCGCGCCCAAAUGGACCAUCCGUACCCGCACACUGCGCAAAACGGGCUCUGCUCCAGAAUUCUUGGCAAGGCAAUGGGACGACUUCGACGCCGUGGUCGUAGCAAGCGGACAUUACCACGAGCCUCGCAUCCCAGACCUCCCUGGCUUGAGCGCCUGGAAACAAAAGUUUCCGGACAAUGUGAUGCACUCCAAACAGUACCGCAAACCCGAUGUUUUCAAAGACAAAACAGUCCUCAUCAUCGGGGCCGGUGUUUCUUCGCUAGACAUUGCUAGGGAGCUCGGUUCCGUCGCGAAAAAGACGUACCAAAGCGUCCGAGGUGGUAGUUUCGACCUUCCCGCAACCCUACUGCCUGAGAAUGCGGAGCGGGUCGGGAAGAUUGAGAAAUUCGUUCUGAACGAGUCCGCCGACACCACUUCUUCUCCUCGCCCAGGCGAGGUAGUGUUGAAAGACGGGAGGGUGCUCACCGAUAUCGACGUCAUCAUCCUAGGAACGGGAUACUUAACCUCGUACCCCUUCCUCGGACCCACCCUCCAAUCCCCCUACACAGAAGCCGAGUCCGCAGACGACAAAGUCAUCAUCACAAGCGACGGCUGCGUAACGCACAACCUACACCACGACAUAUUCUACAUCCCGGACCCUUCACUCCUCUUCGUCGGGGUUCCCUACCACGUAUCAACAUUCUCGUUCUUCGAUUUCCAGGCCGAGGUCGUCGCGCGGGUUCUGUCGGGAAAAGCCCGUUUACCUAGUCAGGAAGUCAUGAGGAGCACGUACGAAAAGAGGAAGAUGGACGUUGUGGGCGGGAGCAAGAAUUUCCAUAGUUUAUUGUUGAGGGAGACAGAGUAUAUCGACGAAAUUCUGGCGUGGGUCAACGGGGAGGCGAGAAAGUUGGGGGUUGAGGAGAUGGAGGGGGUGGACGGGGACUGGAGGGCGAGGGUAUUGGAUCCGGUAGGGAAGGAGGGGGUGCCGGGGGUUGUUGAUAGGGUUCAGGGGGCUGUUGGGCUUACUACUGCUUGA
Molecule: messenger RNA, 1691 nt
Organism: Pseudomassariella vexata
Lineage: Eukaryota; Fungi; Ascomycota; Sordariomycetes; Amphisphaeriales; Pseudomassariaceae
Exons: 2
Coding region: 159-1691 (510 amino acids)
Molecular function (GO): N,N-dimethylaniline monooxygenase activity; flavin adenine dinucleotide binding; NADP binding
Source: RefSeq, a predicted model, not a curated record